Messenger RNA from Orbicella faveolata, 2465 nucleotides. RefSeq lists its product as uncharacterized. Gene Ontology annotation, biological process: piRNA processing; nucleobase-containing compound metabolic process. Gene Ontology annotation, cellular component: PET complex. Gene Ontology annotation, molecular function: 3'-5' exonuclease activity; nucleic acid binding. The record is from RefSeq and is a predicted model, not a curated record. NCBI's taxonomy places the organism in Eukaryota, Metazoa, Cnidaria, Anthozoa, Scleractinia, Merulinidae.
CUUAUAUCAACAAACUGUGAAUUGUGAAUUGCGACAUAACAGAAACCUCUUCAGUUUUUGCUCACAGGUAUUAAUUGUGUCGUAAAGAAUGGCUUACGAAAACGCAAAUGACUAUGAUUACAGACUGGUCAAUGAUGAAACUGGUCUUAAGGAUGCGAUCUCUGAGCUCAAAGGGAAAAUAGCUGAACGGAACACCCUUUUAGCCGUCGAUUGUGAGGGGGAUUCGUUGAGCAGGAAGGGAGCGCUUACCAUCAUCACAGUAGCAACUGAGGAGAAAGCCUACAUAUUCGAUGUGUUGAAAUUAGGACAACUCGUAUUCAGCAGUGGACUUGGUGAAAUUCUUGAAGACAAAUCUCGUGAGAAGUUGACGUUUGAUUGCCGACAAGAUUCCGACGCGCUUUGGCAUCAGUUUAAGGUCAAACUAAGCGGAGUCUUGGAUCUUCAGCUGCUUGAAGUCAUCUAUCGCCGAGAAAACCCCGCGGCCGAUUCCACCGUAAAUACUCCAAGGUUUUCCACCACAAACAAACGUGGUGGUCGUCGCAACCGCCGCAGCCAGAGAACAGAUGAAGUAGAGAAGAUAUAUGGUUUUGGUCGUUGCAUCGAGUUGUACCUCCAGGAUGAAAAGUUGGUCAAAAUGAAGGACAAAGGGAAAGAGCUGUUAAAGGAAGACAACGAAGUCUGGACAAAGAGACCCCUGACGGAUGAUCUUAUCCAGUACUGUAUUGUGGAUACCAUGGCGAUGUUCAGGUUGUACAGCAAGAUGAAGGAUGUCAAUGGUGGAGAACAGGCUCGUCUGCGAGUUGCAUCCGAGAAGUAUGUUGAUCUGUAUCGAGGAAAGACAGAAAGGUCUUUCGAUGACUAUGAAACAAACGCGUAUCUUCCACUUGACAUAAUUCCUGAUAAAGGAACUCUAGAUUUUCCUGCCGCUAACACUGAAUGUACGCGCUGCCAUCGACGAUUUCCACGAGAAGAAUUCAGCAUAACACAGCUGGGAAAAGGAGAACAGAAAUGCAGGGUAUGUAAGGAAAUAAAGCGCCUGGAGGAUGUACAACAGAACAGAGUCGAUAAUUGGGAACGCGCCGCCCAGGAAGAAGAAGAAUAUGUCUAUAUUCCUGAAGGCAUGUCUGAUUACGCGUGGGUUCAUGGCCAUGAACCCUGGGAGAACUCUGAUGACGACAACCCUUAUUACUGGUAAAGCCUAAUACAUUACACGGCAACAGAGAGAAUCAUUGGAAUGACUUUAAAAGUAAUGACUUUGAAAGUGAAAGUAGGGAAUCAUGGUAGUUUUGUGCAAUAUCUUGAAGAUGUCCUCGCGUUACGAAAAUAACUACCAUGAUUCCCUGCGCGCAGGUCUGUCAUAGAGGGAAUGGCCCAUUGGUGAGAUAGGUUAUGUAUUUUACUAUAGAUGUAGGGGUGGCUAUCGGUAAUCUUACCCAAAUAAGCUUACUAGAUUUAUAGCCAUUUAGAAACACCAGAAAGUAUAACUCGUCUAAAUAACGAAAGAGAAACAUAAGCUAAGCCAUUAUCAUUUAAAGUCUUUUCUUCACAUGGCGGUUAGAACAAUUUUUGAUGUAUUGUCAUAUACUGUCUAUCAGCUGAAAUCGUAACGCAAUCGCCAAAAUCAUAAAGUCAAGUUGAUCUUAUACAACGUCCGAAGCGAAUGGCUGUGGUUGGGAUUCGAGUUACCUUUUGCCUCUGUUUCAAAACGAGUCCUAGUGCAAAACCUGUCGUAAGAAAUGAGUUUGAUCUGCAUGAAAAUGAACCUGUAGGCAGAACACAUUUUCAUAUGAAUGGUUUCACACAAAGACUCGUUUUGACACCGAGGUAAACCAAUUCGGAAAUGGCUUGUCCGCUUCCUUUAGGAGCGCGGAGCUUGUCCCUUGACGGGGGUUGAACGUUUUAUCCCUGGCAUUAUUUUCUGUGAUUUAUCCUCCUAAUAACUUCGUUUUACCCGUCAUUUGUUUAUACAGACAAAGUAAGUUUCGAGGGGCUGCGAAAACACUCGGCUCCUUAUUCUCCUAAGGCCCCAGUUAUAUGGUCGUCGGGUACCCGAGAUAACUCUCCCCAUGAAGCAACUUUAUCGAGCGUUUAUAUGUGAAAACGUUGUCUCUGUAGUCCGAGUCAAAGUUGACCCCGCAUGGUUAUUAAUAACCCUGAUUGAAUAAUCAAAUGUGCAAAUAUCCCUCUUUCUUUGAGCUUUUCUCGGUCAUUCGAUCAAAGUGAGUUUUGCGGGGUUAAUUUUCACUUCUUUGAUACGAAUUUCUGCUUUAAAUCCUAAAUCUAGACAUUUCGUGACACUCGCCACGCCGAGAAUUGUCUCGGUUAGGGGAGCCAAAGUGAUUAUAUGAAGAAAAGUUGUCUCGUCUGCCAGUGUUACCCUAGCGGCCGAGGCGAGGCAACUCGCCCACCCGAGUUGUCUCGCCCCCCUGAGCCGGGUUCGCGAUCCUCUUGUAAACGGCUGGUUG